AUGGUGCCUGGUUCCUCUCCCAAUUUGGUCAUAAACCCAUUGGUUACAAAUGGGUUUACAAAAUUAAAUACAAGUCUGAUGGUACCAUUGAGCGCUACAAAACUUGCCUUGUUGCUAAAGGAUAUACUCAGGUUGAAGGUGUUGAUUAUCUUGAGACAUUUUCUCCUACUACGAAGCUCACUACUCUUCAUUGUCUUUUUACUGUUGCUACUGCACGCAAUUAGUUCAUAUGUUCAAAAUGCUUUCCUUCAUGGUGAUUUACAUGAAGUUGUGUAUAUGGAACCUCCUCCUGGUCUUCGCCGACAGGGGGAGAGCGUUGUAUGUCGGCUCAAGAAGUCCCUCUAUGGACUCAAACAAGCAUCCAGAAACUGGUUCUCUACCUUUUCAGAUACCAUUCAGAAAGCUGGUUAUCAACAAUUAAAGGCUGAUUAUUCUCUUUUCACCAAAGCUCAAGGUACUUCCUUUACUGCAGUUCUUAUCUAUGUUGAUGACAUACUCCUCACAGGAAAUGAUCUCCAAGAGAUGGAAGGUCUCAAAGCAUUUCUUCUUAAACGCUUAUGCAUCAAAGAUCUGGGUGAUUUAAAAUAUUUUUUGGGCAUUGAAUUCUCACGUUCCAAGAAAGGCAUUUUCAUGUCUCAAAGAAAAUAUGCACCAGAUAUUCUACAAGAUUCAGGGCUCUCAGGAGCACGCCCAGAAAAGUUUCCCAUGGAACAGAACUUGAAGCUUACCCCCACAGAUGGAGCAUUGCUGAAUGACCCAACUAAGUACAGAAGAUUGGUUGGAAGACUGAUUUAUCUUACUGUCACGAGACCUGAUAUAGUUUAUUCUGUUCGGACACUAAGUCAAUUCAUGCAUGAGCCUCAAAAACCACAUUGGGAUGCUGCCAUACGGAUCCUCAAUUAUGUCAAAGGUACGCCUGGUCAAGGUCUGUUAUUCUCUGCUACCAACAAUCUUGCCUUAAGAGCAUUUUGUGAUUCAGAUUGGGGUGGUUGUCGUGCCACAAGAAGGUCAGUUACAGGUUACUGUGUUUUUCUUGGAAAUUCUCUCAUAUCAUGGAAAUCCAAGAAACAAACCAAUGUUUCUAGAUCAUCAGCAGAAGCCGAAUAUCGAGCUAUGGCAAAUACAUGUUUGGAACUAGGUUGCGAUACGUAUUGGAAGAUUUAA
Messenger RNA from Prunus persica (peach), 1164 nucleotides. RefSeq lists its product as uncharacterized. The record is from RefSeq and is a predicted model, not a curated record. The transcript has a single exon. NCBI's taxonomy places the organism in Eukaryota, Viridiplantae, Streptophyta, Magnoliopsida, Rosales, Rosaceae. The coding region runs from base 1 to 1164 and encodes 387 amino acids.